This is a messenger RNA of Parathielavia appendiculata, 1488 nucleotides long. RefSeq lists its product as uncharacterized. Gene Ontology annotation, molecular function: structural constituent of ribosome. Gene Ontology annotation, cellular component: mitochondrial large ribosomal subunit. The record is from RefSeq and is a predicted model, not a curated record. The coding region runs from base 154 to 1212 and encodes 352 amino acids. NCBI's taxonomy places the organism in Eukaryota, Fungi, Ascomycota, Sordariomycetes, Sordariales, Chaetomiaceae. Gene Ontology annotation, biological process: translation. The transcript has a single exon.
CCGAAACCAUGCAUCCGAUGAUUGGCGACGCCAAAAUUUCGGUUCCUGCGUCGCGAACAUCAGGUGAAGCCAGCAAGCAAGCUGCGGUUGGGUCAGGUCGGUACACUCCACGGUUGUCCAAUUGCUUCCACAUCUGACAGGUGUCACCUCAGCAUGCCUUCGAGACUACGAUGCGCGGCCCCUCGUGGCCUGAGUUGCGCCGUGAACCAUGCGAGGAUACCGAAUCGAUCCGCCGUUCUCCUCCUUCCUUCAGCACCCGCAGCGAUAGCUGCCUCCAGACAGUACGCUACAGCGGCCGCCGCCGUAUCCAAAUCGUCGAGCUUCAGACUGCCCGACGACUAUGUCCCGCCGACCAAACCUCCUACAGCCCGUCCGGCCGACACGCGAAAGUCGCAGCUCCUCCGAACCUACACCUCCCUUCUCCGCUCGACGCCUCUGAUUCUGAUCUUCCAACAUAACAACCUCACAGCAGUAGAAUGGGCCGCCGUCAGACGGGAACUUAGGCUUGCCCUCGGCAGCAUUGCCAGCGAGAGGACAAAUUCGGCCGAGGUUGCGUCGAGAGCCCAGUUGCAGGUGAUCCGGACACGCAUCUUCGACGUCGCGCUCAAGAUUGUCGAGUUCCACGACCCUUCCAAGGUCGGCCCCACCACCGUAUCCGCGCUCACAGGAGAGAAGGUUCAAGUGGUCUACAACCACGACCUGUCUAAGGCCGCCUACAAGGCUGUCCAGGCUGCCACGAAGGCCGAUGAGCCAUUACCCGAGUCGUCCGCCUACGCCCAGAUCUCGCCCCUGCUCGUCGGGCCGCUGGCGAUUCUAACCCUUCCCGCCGUGUCGCCGGCGCAUCUGGCCGCCGCGCUGAGCAUCCUGGCCCCAAGCCCGCCUGCGUUCCCUGCGCCGAGCAAGAAGAAGAGCCCUGGUUACCACGACCCUAUUGCGCAGAGCGGCCUUCAAAAGCUUAUGCUGAUUGGUGGGCGGAUCGAGGACAAGGUUUUCGACCUCGAGGGCGUCAAGUGGGUGGGCGGCAUCGAGGGCGGCCUGGACGCGCUCCGCGCCCAGCUGGUCUACAUGCUCCAGAGCGCCGGGCUCGGCCUCACGACUGCGCUCGAGGGUGCGAGCAAGAGCCUGUGGCUCACCCUGGAGAGCCGGCGGAGCGUCUUGGAAGAAGAGCAGAAUGGCGGAAAGGAGGGGGAGAAGAAGGAGGAGAGCUCGUGAGGCGAGGUUGUUGGAGAUUGUUGGAUCUGUGUUUCUACCCGCCGCAUGUAGCUUGGUAUUCGGCUAUGUCGCAAUGCAGCAGCUGCGAUACCUUGAUUUGUAAAGUAUACUGUAUCAAAUACCAAUGGCAGGGAUUGCUUGGUUGAGGAAACAGGAAGCGUGAACCUAGUCGUUCCAGGUUGUCGGCGAGACCAGACUUUAAGCCGAAAACUGCUUCGGAUUAGUAACCUGACCGAACCCUCAGCUUGUCCCUCCAUCUGCUGAGCUAACAAAGUC